This is a messenger RNA of Nothoprocta perdicaria, 1487 nucleotides long. It is a transcript of the gene BET1, whose product is annotated as Bet1 golgi vesicular membrane trafficking protein. Gene Ontology annotation, molecular function: SNAP receptor activity. Bases 36 to 383 code for a protein of 115 amino acids. Gene Ontology annotation, biological process: vesicle fusion with Golgi apparatus; endoplasmic reticulum to Golgi vesicle-mediated transport. Gene Ontology annotation, cellular component: Golgi trans cisterna; SNARE complex. NCBI's taxonomy places the organism in Eukaryota, Metazoa, Chordata, Aves, Tinamiformes, Tinamidae. The transcript has 4 exons. The record is from RefSeq and is a predicted model, not a curated record.
CUCCUGCUCCUCCUCCGGCAGCGCCGGGCACGGCCAUGAGGCGCGCGGGGCUGGGUGAUGGAGCACCUUCUGGUAACUAUGGCUAUACCAACAGUGGAUACAGUGUAUAUGAAGAAGAAAAUGAAAGGUUAACAGAAAGYCUGCGUACCAAAGUCAGUGCCAUUAAAUCACUUUCCAUUGAAAUUGGAACAGAAGUUAAAAAUCAAAAUAAAAUGUUAUCAGAGAUGGAUAAUGACUUUGACUCUGCRGGCGGACUUCUAGGUGCAACAAUGGGCAGACUGAGAACACUUUCCAGAGGGAGUCAGACCAAACUGCUGUGCUACAUGAUGCUCUUCUCGUUGUUUGUUUUUUUUGUAAUAUACUGGAUUAUUAAACUGAGGUGAUAAAAGUUAUCUUCAGUUUAAUUUGUGUAAUUUCAGCCAUAAAACAGUCUGAAUUAAUGAAUACGGUGAUCUARACUGACAUAUUCUGUCAAAACAUGAUCUUGCAGUAAAUUGCAUUAAGUUCUAAUGCAGUAUUCUUCUUAAUCUAUUGGAAUCUUUCACAUAAGCCUCUCUCCUAGAUGCAUUAUUUGUAGGUAUGCAGAAACCACUAGCACAUACAGUUGCCUUUUAUAGGGUAGAAUCUAUUUUUAGAAUUAGGUUAAACAAAAAAGCCCUCCAAAACAAAUACUGUUCAGAUAAGAAUUCAAGUGAAAAAUGUGAAACUUUCYGAGUCUGCUUUUAAUUCUAGACCAUGCUGUAAACUAGAGCUUCAGUUUCAGWCAUUUAGUUCUAGAAGUACGAAGAAUACUUGGAUCUUACUGAAUUGAUUUUUAUUUAUGUUUUUUUAAGGGACUGGCUUGAAGCUAACAAAUGUAAAAACGGUGCCCUCAGAACUAAUUUUGAUACCCAAAAGGUUGAGGGCUAAUAGUCUACAGAUUCUGGAAGCUUCAAAAUUGUUUUUUAUGGAGAAGCUGUGUAAAACUGGAUUUUUUUUUUUAAUUGAGGCUAAGUAAUACUUAAACAUCUGUUUCUUUAAGCAAAUACCUUUAAUUUUUCAGAUCCACCAAUAUGGACACAGUAAAAAUGUUUUCCAUAUGUUUUAUAUUUUACUGAUUCCAUUGAAUCACUAGAACUUUUACCAGUAGUAUAUUCACUUUUCCAUUAAUAAUGAUCUCUAAAAGUGCAUGAUAUCAGAAAUGUGAGGUCAGUUAUUUUGACUUUUGUACUGAGGUUUAUAAUGAUGCACCUGUUGAAGGUGCUGUCAGGGUAACUUCUUACGACUUUUUUUUUUGGCUCAUCAAAUAGUUUCUUAUGCUUGAACCUAUUACAGUGCUGAGUUCAACAUUUACAGAGUCAAUUGAAAUUGUAUCUACAUUUUUACUAACUUUUUWAAAAACGUUGUAUAAGUAUUGCCCUGAAUAAAUUAAUUACAAUCGAUAUAAAUAAAGCAUCUUGUAGUACUCCAGGUAUAUGUAGUUUGUUUGUGUGCAUUCUUUCCUAAGA